Ostreococcus tauri is the source of this 1266-nucleotide messenger RNA. It is a transcript of the gene DBR1, whose product is annotated as Lariat debranching enzyme, DBR1. The coding region runs from base 1 to 1266 and encodes 421 amino acids. The record is from RefSeq and is a predicted model, not a curated record. Gene Ontology annotation, molecular function: RNA lariat debranching enzyme activity. Gene Ontology annotation, biological process: mRNA splicing, via spliceosome. NCBI's taxonomy places the organism in Eukaryota, Viridiplantae, Chlorophyta, Mamiellophyceae, Mamiellales, Bathycoccaceae. Gene Ontology annotation, cellular component: nucleus. The transcript has a single exon.
AUGAAGAUUGCGAUCGAGGGAUGCUGUCACGGCGAGCUCGACGCGAUCUACGCAGCGAUCGAACACUUAUCGUCCAAGGAGAGCGUCGCAAUCGACCUCUUGAUUUGUUGCGGCGAUUUCCAAGCCGUGCGAAACUUGGACGAUUUAGAGUGCAUGUCGGUGCCGGAUAAAUACAAGACGAUGGGAACGUUCUACAAGUACUACUCGGGGGAGAAAACGGCGCCGGUACCGACGAUUUUCAUCGGUGGGAACCACGAGGCGGCGAAUUACCUGUGGGAGCUCUACUACGGAGGAUACGUGGCGCCAAACAUUUAUUACUUGGGACACUCGGGGGUGAUUAAAUUCGGUGAUUUAAGAAUAGGUGGAUUGUCUGGGAUCUUUAAAUAUCACGAUUACAAGAAGGGACACCACGAGAGACCACCGUAUCGCGGACACGCCGUGAAGACGGCGUAUCACGUGCGAGAGUUUGACGUGUUCAAGCUCAAGCAGGUGAGAGGGGACGUCGACGUGUUUCUGAGCCACGAUUGGCCGCGUGGGAUCGCACAGUUCGGAAACAAGCACGAGUUGUUUCGAAAGAAGCGUUUUUUGAGGGAGGAAAUCGAGAGCAAUACCUUGGGGUCACCGCCGGCGGAGGAACUCUUGAAGAGACUGCGACCGAGGUACUGGUUCUCAGCGCACUUGCACGUGAAGUUCGCGGCGUUAGUGAAACAUGAGGACGAGAAGACGACGAAAUUUUUAGCCUUAGAUAAGUGUUUGCCGCAGAGGGACUUUUUACAGAUCAUCGAUCUCCCGGACAAGGACGCCGCGGGAGGUUUCACGCUCGACGAGGAGUGGUUGGCGAUUCUCAAGGCGAACCACGAGUAUCACUCUGUGACUCAACGUCCGUCGCCUUUGCCGGCGUACGGCACCCCGGAGGCGGUGGACUUAGAGCCCCAUAAAAAGUGGAUGAGCGAGAGAUUACAAUCAUCUGGGUCGGCGACGACGACGCCUCCAGAGUUUGUGGCCACGCGCCCGGCGCACGACCCGUCCGCCGAGACGCGGCGUCGAGGUCGCGCCCCGACAGAUAUCGAUACGAAUCCGCAAACGAAAGCGCUGAUGGAUUUGCUCGAGCUUGAUUUGAAGAUAAUCACGCCUGGCGGUAGUGAGAACGAUCAAGAUGUGCAGUAUCAUCGCGUCCCACGACCAGGGCCUUUCGGCGCGGGUCCACCGCAGCGCCGCCCGCCUCCGCCACCAAAGGUCGCGGACGAGGCGGAGAUAGAGCUGUGA